Molecule: messenger RNA, 666 nt
Organism: Trichoderma atroviride IMI 206040
Lineage: Eukaryota; Fungi; Ascomycota; Sordariomycetes; Hypocreales; Hypocreaceae
Source: RefSeq, a predicted model, not a curated record
AUGUAUCUGCUACUAUUCGUCUCUAUUUCCUCAUUGGGCAGUGGCAGUUACAGCGGUAGCCGCGCCGAAUACUCACAGCCUCGGCGUCCGUCACUGACCUUGGCCUUGACCUUGGCUCUGACUCCGCAGCAGGCUCGGCAGAAGACGCAUCGUCCCAGCAGCUGCUACUUGUACUUGGUUCCAUUCCACGCUUCCAUCGCACCUCGAUCCAACGUCGAAAAAUGCUCCGCGCCGGGCCGGCCUGUUCCUGCUUUGUGCCUCGCAACUAGAGCGUCCGAGCCGAGUCGGUUUUGUUCCCUUCUUCCAUCGAUAUGUAUCACACACUUGCAGCCAGGCGAGCUGGUCCAAGUCAAGGCCCGAUCGCUGCGCUGGGAUGCUGGAAAGGAUGCGAGCAUGUGUGAGGCUAGCCUCGCGAACCCGCUUUGGCGUUGCCCACGGGAUAUGCACCAACACGCUGUUGAGAUGAAAAAGGUGGCGGGCCUGGAAAUUGCCCGCCCGCUUUUUUGCAGCGCCGCUACCAGCGCCUCGACGUCGCUAAACUUAGCGCACGUAGGGGUCGUUCUGCUGGCCCCGCCCGCCUUCCCGAAUGACAAGCCCGUCACGGGCCAUGCGCGCCGCCAAACCCGAAAAAAAAGGAAGAAAGCGACACCACAGGCAGAGACAUGA